GGAAAACUAUGAUCACAUAAAAUCAUGUCGGAGUCAAGGACAUUCUUAUCUGGGACGAAGCUCAGCCGUUCAGCUAGAUAACACCUAACGUGCACGUGCUCUUACUAUUUGCCACAUAAAGCUAAGAUAGUCUAGUAUCUUUUGAAUAAUAUCAUCGGAGGCUAUUUUUCUGCAUCUUUAUUUGCAAACUUUUAGAAGACGCCAUCGCGUGUCUUCGUAUGUUGUAAGCAAAACAAUAUUUGACCGAAUUUACUCGGAUUGUCUCGGCUCAAAGAGUAUUUAGCACUAGGAGAGGACUCUCUAAGACUUGUGAGUUUUAAAUGCAAGUGCAAUGGCCAGUACGAUUGACAAUCAAAUCCUGCUGAAAUUGGACGAUAAAAGUUAUUUACCAGCGUUGGGAUUUGGAACAUAUGCUCCCAAAGAGAGUGAAGACGAUGUUUAUGAGGCAGUGCGUGUUGCCAUAAAGACGGGUUAUAGACAUCUAGACUGUGCUGCCAUCUACAGGAAUGAACGAGCAGUGGGUCAAGCUAUUAAAAAAUCGAUUGUGGAAGACAAAGUUACGCGAGAGGACUUGUUUAUUGUCAGUAAGCUAUGGAACUCCUGUCACAGACCAGAUUUGGUAAGAGCCAGUUUGAAAAAGAGCAUGGAGGAUCUAGGACUUCAGUAUUUGGAUUUAUAUCUCAUUCACUGGCCUACUGGUUUAAAAGAGGGUGGUGAGUUUAUACCUAGGGAUGAAAAAGGCAAUGUUUUGUACUCGGACGUCGACUAUGUGGACACAUGGAAGGCAAUGGAAGACUGUGUGGACGAGGGCCUUGUGAAAUACAUUGGUUUAUCCAACUUCAACAGUGAACAAAUUCAAAGAAUUCUGGAUGUAGCUCGAAUCAAGCCUGUAAUCAAUCAGGUUGAAUGCCAUAUAUACUUUAGCCAAGAAAAACUGAUUGAAUUCUGCAAAGCACGAGGGAUAGUGGUAACAGCAUAUUCUCCUUUCGCUAGUCCUGGACACAAAAGUAUUCCAUUCACCCCAUGCCUAGAGGAGCCUGUCAUUGUCGAUAUUGCAAAAAGCAAAGGAAAGGCACCCUCUCAGGUCAUUUUAAGGUUUCUUCUACAGAGAGGCAUGAUAGUAAUUCCUAAAUCUGUUAGUCCAAAGAGAGUUAUUGAAAACUUCCAGGUGUUUGAUUUUGAAUUGACUGAUGAAGAAAUGAAAAAGAUACUAGCUUUGAAUAAAAAUCACAGAAUAAAUACUGAGGACAUAGCCUUGGCACACAAGUAUUACCCAUUCAACAUUGAAUUUUAACGAGCUGUUUCAUCAACUGGAUUUUAUUCUGACAAUCUAUGCAAAUACAGUUAUCUGGUGUAUGCCUUUUGUACUUGUUUCCUAUAAGCAAACAGUAUUACAGAGUGUAUGUUUGGAAUGGAUGAAACUUUGUUCAAAUACAAUGUUAUCUUUGUGAAGAAACAGAGAAUUUAAUUCAUUCAUUGAAAGCUUGAUUGUUUAUACCCUAUUCAACAAUUAGAAUUUACUUCAUAAGACAGUUUAUGAAGAAAUUUGUAUAAUAAGGGCUGCAUUUCGCCCUCUAAUAUGAUUUGCAAUUUUAUUUUUAGCAAAGAUCACUUUUAUUGAUGAAUGUAUCCUCAAUUUUCUAUUAUGAUAUGAAAUUAAGAUCUACAUAUAUACAUGUAUGUGCGUUUUCCCUAAAAUUUGAAAUUUGACAUAAGGUGUAUUUUAUUGAAUCUUUCUCCUUUGUGGAAGUCCUAGGGACUUCGUGAACGUGAUUUAUGACGUAAAUACAUAUUUCGUAUCUUUGAAAGAUGCAUGUAUGUCAGUAAUAGAAAAGUUAAUCUUGAUUACAAAAUGACUCACUGGGUUUUCUAUGUACAUGUAUAUCAUGCUGGUAAAUUUUUAUUCAAUAUUGUAAAAUUAUUAUUUUUGUAUUUUACCUGAGCAAAUUAUAUAUAUCAUGGUGAUCUUUGUCCAAAUACAAUGACAAACUAUAAAAUGCUUUAUUUCUAUAAUCAAAUAUGAAAUACGUUAUUUCUAUAAUCAAAUUUAAAAUGCUUUAUUCUAUUGUCAAAUAAGAAGAAAGUGAAGUUUAUUUCAAAUGCUAUUUUUUUUUGCCACAUAAAUACAGAUCUUUGUUGAAAAAAAAAUUCAAACUUUCUUAGGGGUGAGGCCCUUAUCCUCAGUAGCUCUUUUUCAGUUUGAAUAUUUUGAAUAUCUUUUUCGUAUCCCUUUUUGUUUAAAGUGCUUAUAGUGCCAUAUUUUGUUUUAAGCAUUCACUUAGCUUUAUUAUGUAAUUUUUAUGAAGUUUUAAAGAACAAAUCAUUUGGCUCUUGGAGCAACAUAGAGUUGUAAAAUGCCACAAGUCUUGAAAUUUGGCAUAGUUAUUGUAUUCCAGUCUAAAAAUACUCACCACCUCAGAAAUUAGUAUAAUCUCAAGCUAACGACUGUGCAUAAAUUUGCAUUGGUUAAAUUUGUGAGGAAACGAUAAGUAAGAACCUUUUUCUUCAUUGUCAUAAAAUUUCAUAAAUUUUUUUUUACUAGCUGAUGACCCUAUUUGGUUUUAAGGUCAAAAGGUCACUACUUUGUAAACAUGAAUUUCAGUUUGGAUAAACAUGUUUUGUUGAACUUUGCUUUCAAGAACCAUCAUGGCCAUGUGAUGAAGUAUUUCUUUAAGAAUAAUUGAAUUGAUGUAAAUUUCAUUUGAAUUUACUAAAGUUUUUCGACAAAAUGACAAAAAUUUAUGUUUUGAUAGAGGUUGCUAUAGAGUAUCUAUUAUUGCAGCUUUUUCCAGACUUGCUGCAAUUUACAAGUAGGUAUUUGUUGAAGUUUUCCAAAAGUAUCUGUUGGAUUCUGUAAAUAUAAAAGAACUUUUUUUAUUGGUUGAUGACUAUUGUAAUUAAAGUAUAGAUUGUACUAUUUUGGAUGAUUAUAAUUUAUGAUAUACAUGUAGGAUUGGGAAGAAAACUUCAAUACAUAGAGUUGUAGAAUAACACCUUGAUACAACAAUUAAUUUGAAUAAUUACAUGUUUAGUUAUCAAGUACAGGAAAAUGCAUUUGUAGUGAAUAUAUAUGUGGUUAUCUAUGAUAAUUGUGUUUAUUCGAACAAAUUUUGUUCUUGCAAUUGUUCAUAAUGAUUCCGCAAAGAGACUUGGUGCUUUUGUUGAUGUGUACCGUUUCUAAUCAAGAUAAAGUUUUAAAAGUUGU
Ostrea edulis (European flat oyster) is the source of this 3205-nucleotide messenger RNA. RefSeq names its product 1,5-anhydro-D-fructose reductase-like. The transcript has 10 exons. NCBI's taxonomy places the organism in Eukaryota, Metazoa, Mollusca, Bivalvia, Ostreida, Ostreidae. Bases 332 to 1294 code for a protein of 320 amino acids. Gene Ontology annotation, cellular component: cytosol. The record is from RefSeq and is a predicted model, not a curated record. Gene Ontology annotation, molecular function: aldose reductase (NADPH) activity.